Messenger RNA from Paramuricea clavata, 1407 nucleotides. The record is from the annotation of a GenBank genome assembly. Lineage: Eukaryota; Metazoa; Cnidaria; Anthozoa; Malacalcyonacea; Plexauridae.
ACGGAUUUGUAGUUAUAAUUAUUGUAUAUAUACGCCGUGAUUUAUACGAUUUCAUCUUUUAUUUUUAGACAAGAUGUCAGAUAUCCACAGGAAAACCGAGGAAAAUGGCGUUAUUGACUUAAAAGAGAAUUUGAAAGAAAUGCCAAGAAACAUGCAUAUCUUUUCCUUGUCAAUGCGAGCCCUUUACACCGACAAAGCUGUUGGCACCUCCACCAGUGCUGCACGUAAAUUCAGAAAGCUUCGAGAUGACACAAGAGAUGAUGCUAUGGUAUACUUGAAGUGCAUCCUUCCCAUAACCACCAAGUUUGUGAUGUCCAUUAAAGAAUACUUCACGAAUUACGACGCUCUGUCCUAUGAAGAAUGGUGUGAAAUGUUGCCAGAUAUUCUCAAAGAAACAACAACGUACAAAGAACUGGCGCAAACGGUGAAAGGAAUGUACGAGGAGAUGAUGGUUUCUUUAAAGAGACGUCAGGACGAGGCGAAAAUUAUCAUGACAGGAUUCAAAGAUCUACAACGUAAGUUUGAAAAACAGAAAGAGGAAUUGGAAGGCACGGCAAAAAAGAAAAUGGACUGGGCAAUUGGUCUUGCAUUCGUUCCUUACGUAAAUAUGAUUGCGAUUCCUUUGUUGGCACUUUCUGCAAACGACGAUAUGGCAAAAGCAGUUGCCAAGCAAUCCGAGUCAAGCAUCCAAGAAGCUGCAGCUCUCGUUGUUGCAGAAACCCUAAUCCCAGCUCUGACCAAUUUCAUCGAGGGUCUGACAAAAGCAGCAGGGUUCUUCCAAGUGAUGGAAACAGAAUUGCAAUCGUUUGAAGAAAACUCAGCAAUUGAAUCUCCGAAAAAGCUUCAUUACAUGCGAAUCAGAAACGAAGCCAAAGAAUUGAAAUCUCUGUGCCAAGCGUUCUACGCAGUUCUGCCAGCUGUUCGCACCGACUUUGAGGCAAUUCCAGAUGAAGGCACAGACCAAAACUACGUUGACAAAUGGUUGGAGAAACAACUGGCCGAGACUGAGAAAAAAAGAAGCAUGGUUCAAAAGUUUUUAUUAAGUAUUCUUACAGCUAAUACAGGAAGCAAAGAAGAAGCUAAAUAACUUUUCUCAGAUUUAACAUUUAGUUGCAUGACAAAGUUGAAACAGUAAACAUUUAUAAGACAUUAUGACUGUAGAGUCUAAUCAGUAUGAAUGUAGAGUUAAGUCUUUAGUUUAUUGUAUAAGGUAGUUGAUUUAUUAAUCAUUAUUAAUUGUUCAUCAUUGUAUUUUUGAGUUGUUCAUAGAUUCUAUAACUUAUGCACGUACUCGAGCACUUAUUUGCUGUAAAAAAUGCUAUACCAUACCAAAUCGGUUUCUGAAGAGCAGAUGCUGGCGGUCAACCUGAUGUUGAUAGAAGUAAUAGAAAGUUCAGGGCCGUCGCU